AUGCAACAGACACUCAACUUGCCAGGGUCUCUCAGCUUGCCAGGGUCUCUCAGCAGAACCCCAUUAAGACAAGAAGUGAGCUUGUUGAGAGACAGGCAGGCAUACCAUGCAGCUUCUCCUAAAUUCAGCAUGCUGCUGUGCACAUUUGUUUUCUGAAAGCACUCCAAAGCAGCAGCUGAAAGAAAACGUUAGGAGAGAAGAGGCUUUGAAAGCAUGAACAAGAGCAGUUUUAACUUUCUGAACAGUCACAAUAUACCAAACAGUGCUGGGCAUAUGGUAAGUCUCAAAAGGGACAAGUUGGGAAAGGGUUCUGGAUUCAGGAGAAAUACCUUGGUUAGGUCUUGGCAACCAGCAACCACACCCCUGGGGCAACCAGCAACCACACCCGGGGCAACCAGUCCCAGCUCCAUCAGCAGCACCCAACCAAACAGACCUGCCACCGCACAACCGGCUACUCAGGUCUGGGCAGAUGAGCAGGCAGCACUGCAGCCAGACCAGGUCCAACAGGAUAAGAUCUGGAGAGAGUCUGUUGAGGCCAAAUAGAGAGGAAGGCAAAUCUGGUAUCAGAACUGGAGUUUCCUUAAGUACUAUGACCAAACAGGUAAGAGAAAGGAGCUCAAGCCGCCAAACUAUAUAGCUGUGUUCUCAAGGAAAGUUCCCAAUUUGACCAAUCAAACUAUCCUCAGUCAAGUGAACACUGAGCUUGGCAGAGCUCUGGUUAUGGAUUAUUUCUUCAGCAGUGGAGCACGAAAGAGGAAACUUGAGGGUGAGCUCCAACUUUCCUAGUGUUUCAGUAACAAUAGAACAGUAACAAAGCAAGUUGAAUGGUUCUAGCUAAGCUGAAUGGUUCUAGACACAGCAUGAAAAAAUUCCUCCAUCUUUUCUACACAGACCAACACUACUGUCUGGCACGGAUUUUCUUUCAAGGGCAAAAAUAGAUGUUGUCCAGCAAUGCUGUAGGAGAUGAGUUUUCAUUUUUGUUUCUUUAGAUUUGCUGUUCUCAAAUUCCCUUCUCUUACUCUUUUCUCUGGUUUAGCUGAUAAAAACUCAUUGACAAGGAAGCAGGCUUUCACAUUUUGCUCUGAAGGCGUGUUGGCUCAGCAACCUGUCUUACACCCUCAGGACUGACAACCUUGAAUUUAACAGGUUCAUAGUCCCUAAAAUCUGUGGUUGCCCAGGGAAACCAUCAUCAAGAUAAACUGACACAAUACCAAAAGCCUGUUCACUAGUGCCUCUUUAUUACAUAGGUUCAAACUUUAUGACCUAUUAUUCUGUAAGGAAAUAUCAGCAAGCAGCAGAGCAUGGAGAAUGUACACACAAUACCUGCCUUUUGAACUGUGCAUAGCUUCCAUAGGAUCAUGCUCAGUUCUAGGUGGAGCUCAACACAGAAUCCAUUAGAAUGGCCUCAACACAAAAGGCUGCAAUCUCUCACCAGACCCAGGUGGAGAUGAGUGCACUUAUGUCUUGCAAUUAAAGCUAUUUUGUUUUUAUGAUUAGACUUCAGUGGCAGAAGGCAGCUCAGAAGCACAAGAGGUGACUGAGCACUGUGAGCACUGUGAUCACAGAUCCAAGUGGUUUCAGGAAAAAAAAAAGGCACUGUAGAAAGAAGAGCCAAAUCCCACUCACUGAAGUCACAGUAGCAAGUGGUUCUUCUCCUAAUUUCCUCAACACAGUGAGAACUGGAAGAUUAAGGCUUUUGAGAUGACAGGUAAGUUAUCUAAAGAAGGAACAUCGCGUCAUGCAAUCAGCCCAAGUGAGGAGGACGGAUUUCACUCUGCAGAUAUGAAUUGUAUUGGACAAUUGAGUUCAGUUGGGACUGAAAAAGUAGGUUCCAAAUGGGAACCUACUUUUUAAAACAGACAUCUUCCAAAUGGGAACCUACUUUUUAAAACAGACAUAUUCUAGUUCAGCUAAAAAGCUCUCUGCUCUCUCCUGUGAGAAGAAAACUGCACCAGGAACUCACUUGUUUUCACACAUCUGAAAGUGGGAGAGCAGAGAGCAGAUAAAGACUUUCCUUGUCCCUGUGCUGUCCAGGAGCUUCUUGAAAAACUGCCCAGUCCACUUAGAGGUUACAUAUUUAUUAGACAUUGCAUAAUACCGAGAGUCAUUAGACUUGCAUGCCUUACUCUGAGAUGUACUGAGCAGCUGCAAGUGUUUCUAUGGGUCACAAACUACACUGAGUGGUGGAUGUCCAGCAUCUGUCAGGCUCAAGCUCCUACUCAUGUAAGAAUGUCUCAUUUAUAAAGCACAGGGAUUUUGUUUUUCAGCAUGAAAGCAUACAGAGCUCCAUGUUUCCUAACCUCCAGAUGGCACUCACUCCACAUCAAGUAAUCCACCAAAAAAGGACACUAAGGCAUAUGACACAAUUCCUUUUACAUUUCAAGGGACAUGAAAUAAUUCCAGAUUCUUGACUCUGUUUACUGUGUAUGAAUCCAGAGAAUCCUUCUCCCUGAGAGUUCCUGCAAACUAGAGGGUAAGAGGAUGGUCUCAGCAGGGCACGAUUUAAUCCUCCCACUUCACUUAGAACUGGCAUUGUUUCAACUGAAGCACUUCUCCUAGUUUUGCACAAGACUUUCCACAUAUUACCCUAAAGAUGUGGGCCGCUAAGCAGAGUUUAAAGAAGCAGUGAUGGAAACUGGAGUACAGGAAGACAUGCUAUAUAAGGAAAGAUUAAAAUGACUGUUAAAAGUUUAACCUGAAGAAGAAAAAGCUGUCUUGGGAAGAGGGUAGCAGUCUUUUGAUACAUGUAUAACUCUGGAAUGAGAAAAUGAAUCAUUUUGCACUUUAUGUGAGUGGUAGGUACCAGGAAAAAUAACAAGCUUAAAUUAUAGCAGGGAAGAAUCAUGUUAACUUUUCGAAAAGCUAGUAGCAAGGAUAAUAAAGCACUGGAAUGGAUUCCCUGAGGAAUCUUCACCUUUGAAGGUUAAACACACACACCCAUCAAGAGGGAUGUAUUUAACAGGGUUUAUCUUUUACUGUAUAAAUGGAAUCACUAUCUAAAGAGCUCUUCACCAAUUCUCUGUCUAUACCAGAGCUGCUGGUAUAUACACUUUGCAAACAUGAUUUUUCAAAUACAUUCACAAAGAAUUUUAAAAAAAAUCUAUUUUAAUUAUACCAGCUUUAAACAGAUUUCACAUCUAAAAUACAGAUUAAUCACAUAAUUUUUUUGAUUGAAAUAUAUUUCUAAUCCUUCUAACGACUCAUAGAAGAUGCUUUUCACAAAGUCUAGUUGUGUCUCUUUUAAUCACAUACAUCUGAGAGGCUUGUUUAGUGUCCUCCUGACAACCACAUAAGGACAUUUCUCAAGUUCCCCGUUGAAAUCAAUAGCAACUCUUAAGCACUCUGACAUCUUCAUGAUUAAGGGGAAAAUGUCCAGAGAACCAAAGCAGCCCACAUGGAAUAGAUGAGAUAACCUGUGUGAUAUGGGAAAAUUGUGUUGAACCGGACACCUUAUUUUGUUCAAUUAUUACACUUUCCCUGGAAAUGUAAAUUAUUUUACACUACUGCAAUUAGCUCUUCUCUGAUACCCAGCACUACACUUCCAGUUUGGGUCUCUCUACCAUGUGCAGCAACCUUCAGAAAAGACCUUUUGGGAAUAUCCACGGUCCUUAUCAAAACUGCCUCAGCACCUGCAAGCAGAAGGCAGCAAACAGAUAUUCUGUAGACACCAAUUUCAUGCCAACUUUAACAGUAAUUUUUCUUUUAUGAUAAUUAACUUUGCCAACUAAUCCUUAUUUGCAUAAGCAGAGAGUCUUAGAAAGAUUGGAUGAGAUUACAACAGUAGUGAAAUCUGUAAAUAACCGGUGGAAAUUCCAUUUAUUAAAGAGAUUGUGUAGAUAUUAAA
Pseudopipra pipra is the source of this 3844-nucleotide messenger RNA. It is a transcript of the gene CIMIP5, whose product is annotated as chromosome 3 C2orf50 homolog. Lineage: Eukaryota; Metazoa; Chordata; Aves; Passeriformes; Pipridae. The record is from RefSeq and is a predicted model, not a curated record.